AUGGAUAAAAGGAAAUUAUCGACUGCGGGCGAUAGUCUUUAUCAAAUUUUGCAAGUGCCUAAAACUGCAACGGCCGAUGAUGUCAAGAAAAGUUAUCGGAAAUUGGCUUUGAAAUACCACCCCGACAAAAAUCCUAAUAACCCAGAAGCAUCCGAUAAAUUUAAAGAAGUUAACCGAGCACAUACUAUCCUAAGUGACGCUACGAAGAGAAAUAUUUACGACAAUUACGGCUCGCUCGGACUGUACAUAGCCGAACAAUUCGGCGAAGAAAAUGUUAACGCCUAUUUCGUCGUCACAAGCACUUGGUGCAAGGCACUGUGCUUAAUUUGUGGAAUCCUAACUGGAUGUUACUUUUGCUGCUGUCUCUGCUGCUGUUGUAAUUGCUGCUGCGGCAAAUGUAAACCUCGCCCGCCUGAGGAGUCCGGUGACUAUCACACCCUGGAGCGCGAUGAUUCAGACGGAGUUCAGCCUGUCACAAUGCAGCCCGGAGGUGAAGGCCGCCCGACCGGCGAACAGGCGCCACCCAUCGCAAUGCCGAUGCCCAUGCCGGCGCCGGCGUCAGGCGCCUCCGAAAAUACGGGGCUCAACACAGGUGGGAUUAAUUAUGGAAUUUCACAUUAA
This is a messenger RNA of Danaus chrysippus (African queen), 621 nucleotides long. The record is from the annotation of a GenBank genome assembly. Lineage: Eukaryota; Metazoa; Arthropoda; Insecta; Lepidoptera; Nymphalidae.